Molecule: messenger RNA, 1089 nt
Organism: Impatiens glandulifera
Lineage: Eukaryota; Viridiplantae; Streptophyta; Magnoliopsida; Ericales; Balsaminaceae
Exons: 4
Coding region: 1-1089 (362 amino acids)
Molecular function (GO): nucleic acid binding; zinc ion binding
Source: RefSeq, a predicted model, not a curated record
AUGGUUGUCACUCAGCAGUUCGACAACUUCAAAAUGCGUCCUGGAGAGACUAUGACUGAGUUCGACGCAAGGUUCAGCAAGAUUGUCACCACUCUAGCUAUUCUUGGCAAGACUUACAACAACAUAGAAGUUUCUAUAAAGCUCGACAACUUUAAAAUGCGUCCUGGAGAGACUAUGACUGAGUUCGACGCAAGGUUCAGCAAGAUUGUCACCACUCUAGCUAUUCUUGACAAGACUUACAACAACAGAGAAGUUACUAUAAAGGUCAUGUGUGCAUUACCAAGAGAGUGGGACAUCAAGACCAUGGCAAUGAGGGAGUCAAAAGACCUCAAUAUGAUGGAGCUCUUCGACUUGCUUGUAGAUCUCAAGGCCUAUGAAAGGAAGAGAUUAAAGCAAGAAAUAAUAGAAUGUGCUCAUCUGGCAAGCACCUCUAGGGAUAAGGGCAAGAAAAGGAAGAAUGUUGAUGCUGCUCAGGGUCCAAAUGCAAAGAAAAAAGUUAACAAUGACUGUUUCUUUUGCAAUAAGGUUGGACAUCUAAAGAAGAAUUGUACUAAAUAUCAUGCAUGGCGUGAAAAGAAAGGUACGUUUCUUAAUCUGGUUUAUUCUGAAGUUAAUUUAGCAUCAAUACUUGGAAAUACUUGGUGGUUAGACUCCGGUGCUACUACUAACAUCAGUAUUUCAAUACAGGGUUUCCUGAGCUACCGAAAGCCAAGUGAUGCUGAAAGACGUAUCUCUGUGGGCGAUGGAAAAUCGACAAAAGUUGAAGCAAUUGAACACUUUAGAUUGUUGCUUAGUUCUAGUUUCUAUUUGGACUUAAAGGAUACUUUUAUUGUACCUUCGUUUAAACGAAAUUUGGUUUCUAUUCGUUAUUUGGACAAACAUGGUUAUCUAGUUUGUUUGGAAAUGGUCAAUUUAAGUUAUCUAUUGGCCCAAAUAUUGGAUGUGUUCAAGUCAUUUAAGGUUGAAGUUGAAAAUCAACCUAACAAAAAGAUAAAGAAAGUUAAAUUCGAUCAUGGUGGUGAAUACUACGGUCGGUAUGACGGUUCAUGUGAACAACGUCCAGGGCCUUUCGCUAAAUACCUAGAGUAG